Molecule: messenger RNA, 9080 nt
Organism: Pecten maximus
Lineage: Eukaryota; Metazoa; Mollusca; Bivalvia; Pectinida; Pectinidae
Product: ankyrin repeat and SAM domain-containing protein 1A-like
Exons: 26
Coding region: 71-4915 (1614 amino acids)
Cellular component (GO): cytosol
Molecular function (GO): protein binding
Source: RefSeq, a predicted model, not a curated record
AUGGCGCUGCUAUGUUGAGGAAGUAACUUCAUCAUAUUUACUGUGAUGUUCACAAUUCAAACAGAUCAUUAUGGCAGGGCUACUAAGGAAUCUGAUCGGUAGCAAAGAACAAGAACUCUUAGAUGCUGCAAGAAGCGGGAAAGUAGAUGUGGUUGAAAAAUUGGUGUGCAAGAAUUUAAAAGGCAGUAGGCAGACAGCAUCGUUUGGAAUCAGUUGGCCGGUGAAAUCUUCGACCAACGUAAAUUGUGUGGACAGUAAUGGCUAUACUCCGCUACAUCUGGCCGUUCUCCAUGGACAUAAGGUUACCGUGGAGAUGCUGCUGUCUGCCGAAGCCUUGCCCAGUCAACAGGACAAUACAGGCUGUACAGCACUACACCUGGCUGCCUGGAAAGGCUAUCAUGAAAUCUGUGAGCUCCUACUGGCUAACGAGGCAGUGCCAAUCAACGUACAGGACAGUAAUGGUGACACUGCCCUCAAUUACGCAGCACAGUAUGGCUAUGACGCUGUGGUGGAUGUCCUUAUACAGCACAAAGCUGAUCCGGCAUUCCGUAACCUGAAACAGGAGUCGGCACUUGACCUUGCUGCCCAAUACGGCCACGUGGAGGUGGUCAGUCUUCUGGUUGAUAAGUUUCCCUAUUUGUCCCAGCGACUCAUUCCAAAUCGAUCCCCUCUACAUCUGGCCGCAGCGUGUGGUCACAGAAAGAUUGUAGAAAUCCUGCUGGAUGCUGGUUUUGACAUCAACACAAAGACAGACAAUGGCACCGCCCUCCAUGUUGCUGUGAUGUAUUUCAAACCUGAGAUUGUGUCCGUUCUCCUGGAGAGAGGUACUGAUCUGAUGGGUGUGGACAGGAAUGGUCACACAGCUCAGGAUAUUGCCGCCCAGUGUGGUGGAAAUAACUCCAAGGUCAGCCUCGUUAUACAAGAAUACAUCCAGAACCUACAAGACUUACAGAAGGCUAUGAUACAGGAGGUAGAUUAUGUACGAGUGGAUGAUAUUGACCAGAAGCGUGCUUCCCCGUCACCCGAGGAGGAAUGCCAAUCCCUUAACGAGGAACAUCCAUCCCCUCAGCUCCAAACACGCCGAUCCAACAGCCCAAAGGUUGAGGAUUUAUACUCCAAACCGAGCAAACGUGAUCGCUCACAAGACAAGAGGAUGAAGGAACCAGAGAGAGACCCUAUUAAUGAACUAAGUCCCCCUCCGAUCCCUCCGAGAUCUGUAUCAUUACUGGAUGAAAUGGCCAAACAUCUACCCUCUAUAGCUGGCUUAGUCCAGUCUGCCCCACAAGUCCCCUUCAGUCCUGCGCCACAUCAGCCUCUGUUCACCCCACCAAAAAACUCUCCACCUCAACGGCAAAAAGAGAUGCCCUCUCUUGAGCCUUCGGACUCUGCCACCUGGGAAAUCCCACAUACAGGUACUAGACAGCGGCGCAGUUCUGGUGGAGAGAACAAGACUGUGACAAGACAACGUCGAACCUCGGACGGAAAUCCUCCCUACUACAACGUCGGCCAGAUAGGGGGUGCUAAGAGGGAUUACAUGAACAUUGGUGAUGUUGGAGGUCAUGAUGAACCCCCUCCUCCAAGGGCUUGUCGAGGAGAGUCCUCAUCCGUACAUGUUUCAGUUGGUUCCUUGUCAGCCAGCGGAGAAAAUCUGUCCUCCAAGCCACUCAGGAAGACACCUCCACAGAAGCCAAAAAGAUCCAAACCACCCACCUCCGUUAGUCCAAGUUCUAGGCGUAGUCCUUAUGGCCAUGAAAACCGAUCUCCAGGACCUCCUCGACGGGACGUUCCACCCAGGGAAGAGGAACAGAUCAUGGAUUAUCUCCCCUUAAAGAAACCACAAGAUAGUACCUCUAUCUCUGAUGCUACGAAAAAGGCAACUGAUGAUUAUAUGGGAAUGGCAGGUAUACAGGAAAAGUUAUUAGUAGGCUGUGGUGAUGAGGGAGAACCGACCGAGGACUACAUGAGGAUGUCGGAUGUCGGUACAGGGGAAAAUGACAGCAGAAUGGACUAUAUGAAAAUGAAUGAAGUAAAGUCAAAUGAAAAGACAGAUUAUGUGAGGAUGAGUAAUGUUAAAGAAGAUGAAAAUGAUACUUACAGCGAUACAUACAAGAUUCUUAAUCUUAACAGGGACAGGGUUUUAUCAGCGAAUGAGAACAGGUUAUCAAAAACUAACAAUAUGGACAACACAGAAAAUGAACCAGACACUAACUUGUCAUCAUCAUCAGCAUCUUCCUCUUCUGAAGAUUUGUUAUCAAGUGAUUCUGGUGAGCUAUAUAUCAACCGUCCUACGUCACAGGAUGAGGAUGUUUUUACCAGUAGUCAGGGAAAUAGUAAACGCUCAGCUGUAAGUAGGGACUACCAGAAUAUGGAGAGUAUUCCUAAUAUACCUGUCCCUCGUAGACCUAACUCUACACAGCCAAGGACUUCCUCUGAUAAACCACCGGUUUUACCUGUAAAAAUACGUUCACAACGGCAAAGUUCACAAAGUUCACAAAGUUCACAAAAAGAAAAAAAGAGGAAGAGUCGUUAUGAUAAUGUAUCGAAUGAGGAAGCAGUUGUGCCAAUUCAAAAAGAUGAUAAGGGAAGUAACUCUAACUGUGAUCAAAGUUUCUGUGAUAAUAAACGUAGUGUUGUGAUAGAAAAAGGUGAAUCGAGACUUUCUGAUGAAUUGUUAACGGAUAACAAACGUCUGUCAAACGGAGUUCAUCAUGUCGAGGAUCCUACCAAACAUAUGGGAGAAGGAAAGCUGGCUAAACCUCCUUCUCUUGAGUUUGAGAAAAAGAGGUUGAUUCGGGAGGAGAUACCCCUGACCCCGACAGGCUAUCCACAGCCAGCCACGCCCGACUUCCCUCCUCCCUCACCCAACACAGCCAUGCAGGGUAUACAGGAGAAGAUGGCUGGCAUUGAUAGUAAACGUUCUUCCCGGGACAUGGAGACUAUUACCGAGACUGUGUACCUCCGCGAUCCUUCUCAACAGUCAUCUUCUGCUGUUAACAUUCCAAAAGUUGACACCGUCUCUGGUGCGAACGACAUUCCAUUUGCAGAUGACGUUUCUUCUAUUUCCUCUUCUGGUGACGAUCUCUGUGUUAGGAAAGCAGCUGUCGACGAAGGUUUACCAAGCGGACCAUCGGGUGACCACACAGAUUUUCACGCCUCACCAGUAGUGAUGAGGCGGAGUAGACACGCCCAGAUCCAACCACCAGAGGGUGCUGCCGAGAUGAGACGUAGUACGGGAAGUGCUAGUAGCAGUAGUCAGGAGGAUCUGUUCCGUGAGGACGAACUCGGACCACUGGCAGGUCUUCUCAGAGGAUCAGUAGUUGGUCGGCCUCGUCGGGUGGUGUCACAAAUCUGGGACAAUGUCAAACACAGAAAGUACCUGCGUGCCAAGAAGAGGCAGUCACUCCCGACAACAGGAUUGAUGCCCUUUGACCCUCUCAUGGAGAAAGAAGAAGACGUGGACAAAAAGAUGAUAGAUAGUAUCUCAGCCACGCGGGUACCCAUGACUGCAGACACAGACACAGAUGUUAACCACUUCGACGACACUGCUGACUGGGCCCAGAUACAGAUAACCCUAGACUCGGUAGGGGUGGGAAUGGCCAGGGAAUCCGUCUUUGUGAAGGAAUUCUUGAACACUUUUACUGAACACUUCACCUCGCAAGGAACUUCAAAAGUGAAAUGUGUCGGUGAUUGGCUCGAAGAACUAAACCUUGGUCAAUACGAAAACACGUUAGUAGCCAAUGGAUAUGACAACACCGAUUUUCUGGGUGGAAAACUGCUGGAUGAUCAGGAUUUAGAACAGAUAGGAAUAAAGAACAGUGAACAUCGUAAACAGAUUCUUGAUGCAGCUCGUCUACUACCGGAGGUCAAACCUAUUGAUCCUGACAACCCUCCUGCCUCCGUGGAACAGUGGUUAGAAAGUUUAGGUCUUGAAACGUACAUAGACUCGUUUAGGUCACAUGAUAAGGAUACAAUGGAGCGAGUCUUGUUACUUUGGGAGGUCGAACUUCAUACAGUGUUAGACAUAUCAGCCAUUGGGCACCGUAAACGUAUCCUGGCAUCACUCGGGGAACGCCAAUUACCAGAGAAACAGUACCCGUCUUUGAAGAAGCGGUUAGAUACACAGCCAUCGGAUUCCGAUUCAUCUAGUCAUCGAUUUAACGUAAACCUGUACAAGGAUUACACAGGGGUCAAGCCUCUCACGUCCUCUGAAGAGGAUGUCAAGGAGUCUUCCCAGAGUGCAUUUCCUCCUGUAGAUAGCAGCGAGGAUGAAGAAGUCUUCCGGUCAGAAAACAAGGGUGUGAGUAUCAGAGAUGACAGUAUACACCUACGGCCGCCCCACCAAGCAACGAUUACUAGUCCAAUAAAGGAAUGGCGCCACCCUCCAGUGAUGCUCAUCAAAGGCUACUGUAACUAUAUAGCCCAGUAUUUGGGAUCAACACUAGUAAAGGAGUUGUCAGGCCCAAGCUCUACGAUAGAGGGUAUAUCCAAACUCAAGCAAAAAUUUAGAAGAAAACUUGAGAAAUCUGCCGAUGUAAUCGCAAAAAUUCCUACCAUUAAGUUGGCUAUCUCUUUUCGUGGUGUCAAGUUUAUAGAUGCAAAGUCUGAGAAAGUGAUAUGUGACCACGAAAUCGGGAAUAUUUUCUGUGCUUGCCAGGACGCCGAUAGUAUGAAUUUCUUCGCUUACAUCACGAGGGAUAAUGAAAAUCACUACUGCCACGUCUUCAGUGUGAAGGAUGCUAGUCUAGCUCGUGAAAUCAUCCUGACUUUGGGAGAGGCAUUUGAAGUCGCCUACCAAAUGGCACUGAAAGAAAAGGCACAAGCAGGUGCAAUGGAGUUUGAUCGACAGAUAAGUCAAAGUGACGUAGAGCCGGAUUCUAUAAGUAUCUCGUCCAAAGCUUCCAUCAGCACUGUCUGAUACAGGUAGAUGUUGAAGCUGCCAUACUAUUUAAUGGAGGACCAAAGGAUGACCACAAGUGAUUCAUGCCAACAUGGACUGGUCACUAGGCUGAUAAUCAUUGCUCUCAUGUGUUGGUCAUCAGUUGAUGAUGACCAGCUCUCUGUCCACCCGGGUGUACACCUGGACUAGUCGUCUUGUUACAGAAUAUUUGAUUGAACUGUCGAGUGGUCAGCUGGCUAUGCUUGUUUACAUGUGGUGAAGUACUGCCAACAUGGCCAUCUUGUGAUAUAUUUGCUUAUAAUGAUUCCAUGUAGUUUUACUUCCUGUAGCAUGACCACCAAGUUUGACCACUUACUAGUCAUACUACUAGAGGGUCAGUUAAAGGUGGACAUUAUCUGACCAUGACUCUGGACACACAGUCAAUUCACUAAAAAUACCAUGGAACAUAUUACUACGAUGAAUCGUGAGCUACAUACAGUGUGUGUGGGAAUUGAUUAGUGGAAUGAAUGCUGACAUAAGGACCAAGAGCCUCAUCAUAGUGGUCCUGAAAUCUGAUUGGUUGGAUAGAUUCAGGAGUCAUGCUUUCCUUAACUGCUGUAAAGAUGAAGAGUUUUUGGAACUUAUGCCUCCAAUAAAAACCUGGUCUAGGAAAUUGUGUAAAGCUUGGGUGAAGUAACUUACUGUUGUGUAUGUAUUCAGAUAUUCCGCAAUGGACAAUUUCUGUCUGACCACAAUACACGGGAGAGUAACAGAGGAUCGAAGGUCACACAGCAGUUUGGAAAAGACAAAAAAAUAGGUCAAUAAUUUACCAGAACAGACACCGAAGGUCAAACCUACUUAUGUGAAGGAAGAAGAUAUUCCAAUUUGUUACUGAAAUGUAUUUAGUGAUAAAAAAUAAAAUACAAAUGUCAAGGUCACAAUUUUACUAUGUGAAUAGGUCAGUGCUAUGUUUUGUUAUACAUGCAGUGAGUUUAACUUUUGGAGAAAUGAGAUUGUGUUGGCGGGAUUCUGCGGUGGAGUGAUACAAACUUGUGUACCAAUAUUACAGAGGCUGGAUUCCACAAUGGAGUGAUACAAACUUGUGUACCAAUAUUACAGACGCUGGAUUCCACGGUGGAGUGAUACGAACUUGUGUACCAAUAUUACAGAGGCUGGAUUCCACGGUGGAGUGAUACGAACUUGUGUACCAAUAUUACAGACGCUGGAUUCCACAAUGGAGUGAUACCAACUUGUGUACCAAUAUUACAGAGGCUGGUUUCCACGGUGGAGUGAUACGAACUUGUGUACCAAUAUUACAGACGCUGGAUUCCACGGUGGAGUGAUACCAACUUGUGUACCAAUAUUACAGAGGCUGGAUUCCACGGUGGAGUGAUACGAACUUGUGUACCAAUAUUACAGAGGCUGGAUUCCACAAUGGAGUGAUACAAACUUGUGUACCAAUGUAGCUAAUUCUGUCAUAUCAUUAAUUCCUUCACAUGUACUGCAUAUCAUAGCUGAGACCUUCAUAUUAAAAUUCACACCAUCAAUAUACUUAUGUUGAAAUUCUGCUGAAAUUAUUUACCUGCUGUUUAAUUUAUUUGUAAAUUUUAUAGAAAUAUAUAAUAAAUUAGCUAGGCUAGUCUUCCUGAUGUAAAGCUCAUGAAAGGUCAGGGAAUUUCUGACGAAGCUCCAUCUUUCCUUGAGGUACGGAUGCUGAACCUCAAUUCCUUCACUGCUGUGUAUUAUUUUACUGAGUAAAUCAUUUGUUCCUUGGAGCAUAAUAAAGUGUGUACUGGUAUAUAAAACUGUGUUAGAAGCUCUGAUAGGUGUUUUUUAAUUAUUCAUAGAACGGUUAUAAGAUAACCGAGAUGCAUGAUCAUAAAGAAUAAUGUGAUUAUCAUUUUAUUAGACGAUCAAUAUGGGAGUAGUAAUACACAGGGACAGUUUUACUCCUGUACCGGUAAUAAUUACAGACGGGCCCAGUCAUAUCACACUUUUAAUUUAAUUAUUUUACAACUUUAUUGCAAAAUAACUUAUUUCACAUUCUACUGCUAACUCUGGCUUGACUAGAAGUGGGAGGGGUUUUACUUUGGGAGAAAUCACAAAUGAUGAUGUAGGUGCCCACACACCUAUGAUGUAGGUGCCCACACACCUACAUGUAUUACAGUUAAAUAGCCAUUAGUGUACAUCUUUGUGUAUACAAUUUACUUACAUAAGUGGAGUUUUCAAAAUGUCGCCGUAUUUGUCCUCAAGGAUACACCAACUCCUAUCUUCCAUAGAGCAAUUUAAAUUAAAAUUUGUUCCUUUGAUGUUUUCUACCUCUACACCUGUUGUUGAAGGCAUAUACUUUAUUUUAUCAAGCAUAAAAUGAUAUAUCAGAAUUAAAUUAAUGAUUACCAAACGGAUGUGUCAUUAGAGGUUAACAUGCUUUGAGAAAUAUAAGCUUUACAAGUAUUAACAAAUACUGUUUAAAAAUGCAGAUUGCCUAUACAGGAUGCUUAUCUUAAGAGUUUAAUAGAAAUAAAUUAUUAUUGAAAUUUGAACACAAUAAGAUAGUAUUUAUUGUGUUGUGUAUUAUUGUGUUUGAUGUUUGACCUGGAUGUUACUGAAGCUGAAUUGUAUGUACACUGUGUAAUUCUGUUCCUAAUCUAAUGCUUCUUAUACAUUUUCCAGUUCAGUUAAAACAGAUUGUACAUAUGAAUGAUUGUAUAUAUGAUGAUAAUGAUUCGUAGGAAUUCAGCAGUCUUGUAGAUACUUCAUUGUAAAUACACAAUAUACUUAUAGAUUUAUAAAGAUUGUAAGAUGUACACCACCACUGCUUUAAAUGUAAAGUUUUCAUAGUGUGAUACAUGUAUAAUGAGUGAUUAACUUCCCAUAGAAUCAUCAUCCCCUAGCCCACCAACCCAUGUGUCUUCCACCCCACAGCAUCUCCCCACAGUCCAUCCCUAAAGCCACUUCUAAAACCUAUAGAAUAUAUCCACAACCUCUCCUUAAACCCCUUCCCAAAAAACCCCUCCCCACAGGCCCUCCCUAAAACCUAUCCACAACCUCUCCUUAAACCCCUUCCCAAAAAACCUUUCUAUAAAACCCUUCCCAAAAUCCCCUCCCCACCGCCCCUACCUAAAACCUCUCUUCACAACCCUUUCCUAAAACUCACCUCUCCAAAGCCCUUCCUUAAAACCCCUCCCCUCAGCCCCUCCCCUCAGCCCCUUCCUGAAGCCCAUCCUUACAGCCUACACAAUUCAGCACUCUGGGAAUUGUAGUACAUUGUACAUGGUUCAUCAAUCAUAAAUACCAUUGUUUGUUUGACAAUGAUACAUAGAUACCAUUGUUUGUUUGACAAUGAUACAUAGAUACACUGUACUUUUAAACUGAAACACUUGAGAACACCCAAUGACUCUUCACAGCUUAUAUUAAUGACUAUAAAACGAUUUCAGUGACAAGAACAGAAGGAUAACUUGUGAUUUAACAAUGUGAAAUUACUAAACAAUAGAUUUAUAUGUUUGUUCACGCUAAUCUGUCUUCAACUCUAUUGAAAAGUAGAAUAAAAUUUAUUUAAUUGAAUUGGAAAAUAUGCCACAAAAAUGUGAGAAUUGAAUAAAAGAUACACAACUAAUUUUGUAGAACUUAUUAUUUUAUGUGUCAGAUUUCUUACAUGAAAAUUUGAUUAUUUUUUUAAAAUCAAAUUUUAUUUGAAAAUUAGAGUCAUGUGAAAUAAAACAAAUUUGAAAAUGUAAUAAAAUGUAUUUCUUACCAAUUUAGACUGAGCAUGUUUUUGUGGCUGUUAAUAGGUACAACUGUCCAUAUUGCCAUCUAUAGCAAUACUGUUUAUUUCAUGUACUCAACACACAUAUUUUUAUUGAGUAAACUUUUUUUAACUUUUAAGUGAUAUAGUCCCCUGACAGGUUGACAAACCCUGAGCAGUUCUUUCUUUGACUGCCUGCAUGAAAGUGAGUAUCGUGCAGCAGUAAAAUAAUUCAAUGCUUUGAGUUUUGUAUGUUUUUGUUUUUUACGUGUGUAUAAUUGGUGCUUUAUAUAAUAUUAAGUUUUUAGUAAAAACUAUUUUUGAACAGUAUAAGCUUACGCUUUAUUUGCAAACAUUCCGUACAUUCAUUAUUUGCCAUAAUUCAGAUAACCAAUAUAUAUAUAUAUAUACAUAAGAUCUAUCUUGUUUACAUAAAGCUAUCCAAACUUAACCAAUAAA